Peniophora sp. CBMAI 1063 is the source of this 1599-nucleotide messenger RNA. NCBI's taxonomy places the organism in Eukaryota, Fungi, Basidiomycota, Agaricomycetes, Russulales, Peniophoraceae. The record is from the annotation of a GenBank genome assembly.
AUGAAUUCUCAACUCAUCGCCGACCUCAAGAGACCCUCCUCGCCUGGUGACUACACCCGUACCUGCCGGUCUCUCGACGAGGCAGCAUCUUCGAUUGCGAAAGAUCUGAAAUCUCGUCAGCAACUGGGUACGGACCUACCCUCGAUCUGGCCUGCUCUCGGGAGAAUAUGGAGCGGAACUGCAACCGCUGUGGAACAAGAAGAAGAGGAAGACUCGGGUGAAGCGGCGCUAGUGACGAGCCUUGCCAAACUGACGCGCAAUCUUGUGGCUGGCAUCGCCCAUAACCAAGAGCAGGCCUUCGUUUUCGAACCGGAUAUAUCCAGGCUCAUAAGAGUGUACACCUCUUGGACCCGCGAGAAUGAAGAGUCCUCGCGCGUCGCGUUGCGCAUGUUAACGCAGCUCCUGUCAAACAUGGUCACCGUGAACGAGGACCUCCAACGCAAGCUGUUCCGCCGCUAUCUGAUAGAAGACGAAGAGAGAAGCCUUCUGUUACGUCUAGCGGAAUCUCAUGACGCGAAGACGACCCUUCCCCUACUCGUUCUCUUGCUGAACUGUAUUCGCCAAUCUCGCGCGCGGGCGGAAACCCUGGCUGUCUCUGUUACAGGAAACCGCCUCUGCGUGACCUUACUGGACAAGAUUGAAGCAAAUCUUGACGCUGAUACCGUCGGGCCGGGUGGGCAGGUCUUUGAGUUAGGAUACGCUGUAUUCGCCAGCCUGUUCGAGCAUGGGUUGUUCGGCGACCUCUAUUCUAGAAUUUCUAUCCAUGACGAGCCUAUCUCACCGCCGCAGACCACGUUACUGAAGCUACUCGACUCGUAUCUCCAAGCACGCAUCGGCGCCGAACCUGACCUCCACGACGCGGCGACUGCCGAAGCGCUCGUUGGUGCCUUCGGCCUCUUGUCUUCCUUCAUUCAGAAGGCAAUCUCUCAUGCAAUUGCGGGGCAUGUCGGCACCCCUCCGCCGGCGACCGACUCCACAACUGUAAGUGUCGCGGCCGACACGCUGCUAGAUCACCAUACGGAGAUGGAUCUCAGGACACCGAGCGCUGAGGCAGGAUUGAAUUCGCUGGAUCUACAACUGCCGCCCGCCUGUGCCGCGGUAGUCCUUAUCGCGCAGUGUUUGAACUCGCUUCUUCUUGCCGAGUCAGAUGCCCCACAAGUCACGAAUGAGUGCAAGGCCGUGGUAUUGAAGACCGAUGUCCUAGAGAGCUUGCUCGAGACGCUUCGGCAGCUCGAUAUCUUCCUCCCCCGCAUCGCAUUCGGGAAGGUUACACCCUCACCCGCUGCCCCUCCGAGUGCAGGCGCUGGCGAUCCCUCUCGCGCCGAUGCUCACGGUUUUGCCUACGUCAAGCGCGAUCUUGUCAGGCUUCUUGGUACCCUCGCGCACGGCUCGCGCAACGUGCAGGAUCGUGUGAGGGAGGCGAAGGGCAUUGAGGUUGUCCUAAACCUAUGUGUUGUCGAUGAACGCAAUCCAUACCUGCGAGAACAUGCAAUCUUUGCUCUGAGGAAUCUGUUACAUGAAAAUCAAGAGAACCAGGCCGUCGUCGAGCAGCUCAAGCCUAUGGGAACGUGGGAUGGCAGCGCGGCCUUUGAAGGGUAG